GUAAAUUUGUACAAAGAUACAGAUAUUUAAUGUGUCCAAAAAAAAAAAACUAUACUAACUUUACAAUUCUACCCUUCUAGUUGGACUUUAUAUACAUUCAGACAAGUAGAACUUUACAAAUUUACAACUAAGUCCUAAUCAGUAUAUACAAUAUGUACAAUAUCUACAGAUUCGAAAGGUGAGAAGAGUGUCAUGAUGAUGGCGAAAGAAGUAGUAUCUCAGGAAAAAGGGGAAUCGUCUAGAUUUGGGAUGACGGUGGUUAUUGAUAUGCAUGCUACAACUCUCAGUCAGAUUCUUGGUGUUCAAACGUCGAGGAAGCUUGAUUGGUCUACUGAUAAGGAAGGGGAUUUGCAGAAGGCACCCACUGUCUGGAACAAGUUUGAUCCAAAGCAGAUGAAGAAGGUGGGGGUUUCGCUGUCAUAUGUUCCAUCGGAGGAGUUUGAAGGAAGGAAGAUAGCAAUGGUGUUGUCAGCAUUGGAAGAGGAAACUAUACAGGAUAUCACCUUGCGAGUUGCAAAUGGAGAUAGAGAUGUUGGUCAAUCAGUGAAGGAGGUGAUUAUUGGGACAUUAAGGCAGCUUGAUUCUGAUACUUUUUCUCAAUGA
Molecule: messenger RNA, 603 nt
Organism: Oldenlandia corymbosa var. corymbosa
Lineage: Eukaryota; Viridiplantae; Streptophyta; Magnoliopsida; Gentianales; Rubiaceae
Source: the annotation of a GenBank genome assembly